Messenger RNA from Aureococcus anophagefferens, 921 nucleotides. RefSeq lists its product as hypothetical. Bases 1 to 921 code for a protein of 306 amino acids. Gene Ontology annotation, molecular function: iron ion binding; procollagen-proline 4-dioxygenase activity; L-ascorbic acid binding. Gene Ontology annotation, biological process: peptidyl-proline hydroxylation to 4-hydroxy-L-proline. Lineage: Eukaryota; Pelagophyceae; Pelagomonadales; Pelagomonadaceae. The record is from RefSeq and is a predicted model, not a curated record. Gene Ontology annotation, cellular component: endoplasmic reticulum. The transcript has 2 exons.
AUGACAGGCCUGCGCGCCGCGCUCGUCGCGGCGUGGUGCCGGUGCGCGGCGCCCUACGAGGCCCUCUUCGUCAACGGCGCGACGCGGCCGCCGCGCACGAUGGUCGUCAGCGUCGAGGGCCGGGGCAACGCGACGCUCGCGGCGGGCGAGGGCGCGGCCUUCGACGCGGCGCCGGGCGUCGCCGUCGACUGGUUCGAGCACCCGGCGAGCGCGGCGUCCUUCGCGGACCGCGUCGUCGUCGCGUCGCGCCGCUACGUCGAGCCCUUCGACCGCGACGACCGCGCGGCCGCGAGGCAGUUCGUCUUCCUCGACGCGCUCCACGUCGCGCCCUGCCGCGACGGCGUCCCGGCGACGGCGCCCAUAGAGAGUGCGACGUACGCGGACGCGAAUCGGAGCUUCCGCGUCGACGUUCUGGCCCGGCGGCCGCUCGUCGCCGCGGUGGCGGGCUUCGCGGCGCCGGGCGAGUGCGACGCGCUCCGCGCGGCGGCGGACGCCGAGGGCCGCGAGCGGGCGCCGCGGGACGGGGGGCUGAGCCACGAGGGCUCGAGCUUCCGGCGGCGCCGCGGCGUCUUCCUGCCGUACGGCGAGCGCGACGCGUACGAGCCCCACUGCGACGUGUCCUGCGACCGCGCCGACGGCGCGGGCGGGAGCGGCGGCCGCGCGGCGACCGUGCUCCUCUACUGCGCGGCGCCGGCCCUCGGCGGCGCGACCGUGUUCCCCGGCCGCGGCCUCAAGGUCGACCCCGUGCCCGGGUCCGCGCUCUUCUUCGCCUACGACGCCGACGCGGCGUCGACGCUCCACGCGGGCUGCGCCGUGCGGACGGGCGCGAAGGUCGUGGCGAGCGCCUUCUUGCGAUCCGGCGUGUCGGCGGAGCGGCCCUGGGGGGCGGUCGACGUGGACGGGGUGGCGCAUGUAAUGUGA